UCUUAACCACCGGACCGCCAGGGAAGUCCCCCAAGUUUCAUUUUAAUUGAAGCAUUUUAGCUUCAAUUUUAGGCACAUAUCAAACGGCACACAUAUGAAAAGGUGUGCAAGCAGGGGACAUGGUAUGGCGUGGUGGAAUGGGCCCGGCUUCCUGGCCCAACCAGCAGUGUGACUUGGGCAAUCAUCUAAUCGCUAGAUGUCACAGAUUUAUCAUCUGUAAAACGGCUACGACAGUCUCUACCCUCCCACUGUGCCGGCUUGUUGCGUGGCCUAGGAGAGUGGGUGGUGAAAUCUUUUUGUAAACUGUAGAAAGGCAUGCCGGAUCCAUGUGGCGUCUGCACUUCAGUGUCUGACUCAGGGGUCGGAGCUCGUAAGCUACUCCAGGCAGGGCUACAAUGGGCCUUUCUGGCACGUGGCCGCUCUUUUCAGGCCGUGUCUGACCCGCAGCUUAUUGGAGUCCUAUUGAGUUCCCAGGGGCAGCUGCUAGGUCAGCCUCUCAGGCAUUUUGGGUGGCAGCCUGUACGCACACCUGGAAAGACUUUGAGACUUUUCUCAACCAGUUUCCGGGAGGGAAUGAAGCCCUAUUGGAAGUGAUGAAUUAACUUUUCCCUUUUUCCUUUAGGGUCAUACUAGGAGGCGUUAGAAAAUAAACCCUCAUCAUUUGCUGUGUUCUGUGGUUCCAGGGAAUGAGAGGCCCAAGAGAGCCAGGCACUUGUUCAAGGUCACACAGAGUUGGUGCAAAGGCAGCACUCAAAACCAGGAGGCCCCUAAUUGCCAGGCCAGGAUUGCAGGAUGGGUGACACGACCCUUUCCAUUCCUUCUGCAUUUUGAAAAUGGAGCAGUGCUCCAUUUACAUCUCUGGCUCUGAAAGUGCAUUUGUUGAGCUGUUUCCCCAGACCACCCGGUCUGCAAGAGUGGUGGGUUUGGGAGGCCUGAGCAGCACCCUUCUUCCUUGAGAGCUGAGGUCACCAGCUCUGGCUUGUUCUGGGCUGCGUGUGGCUAAUUGCAUUGUGGCCCCAGCACUAAGUGGUUUCUGAAAAAAAGGGCAAAAAUGAUGGGAAAGACUUUGGGGUCCUCUGGGAAUCGGAGCCUCAGCAACAGCGGCUGCUACCAUUGCUGGAAACGUUUUCCUUGAGUGCCAGAGGGCGCCCACAGCCCAUCCCUGUCAGUGCGGAGCAGCCGCAGCCCGGGGAGGGGCCGUGGACCCUCACGGAGGGAGGCAGGGGAGGCACCUCUUCUCCCCACAGCAGCUCAACUCUCCCUACGAGUGGAACGGCCUUCGAGCUCACCGCGCCUGCUGAGUCUGGGGUGUGCCUGCGUCUAGCUGGUGAGUCCCUUUUGUAGUUGGAUGUUCGCUUUUAGAAACAUCUAAAAGCGUUUGACAGCAUAGUGAGCUGUCAAAAGCUGGGGUAUGCCUCUUUCCAGCUGUGUGACUACGGGCUGUUCAACUAGCCUCUCAGCGCCUCACUUACCCCAUCUGAAACCUGGGGAUAAUAACAGUGGCUUCCUCAAAGCCCAUGGUGGGUCUUAAGUGGUGCCGGAGUCGUAGGGCACUUAUCCUAGCCAACCGUGAGCACUUGGUAAGUGAUGGUGGAGGUUGCUAUUAUCACUGUGUAUCAUCUGCCCCAGGGGCAUCCUGGGGUGAAGAAGCUUUGGCUGCUGCAGAGGCCAGCGGUUCGUGGCUGGAGGAUUCAGUGCGUAGUCCUCUCUGGAGUGAGGGAGCGCUGGGCCGGCAGGCAGGAGCCCUGGGUCCUUGUCUAGCCUCCACUCUCUGUUUUUGGUAGUGUUCCUCUGGCUCUUCAUCCACGGGUUGCAAACCCAGCUCUCCAUCCCUCUUUAGGAGAUGCUCAGUAGGAGACGAGAAUGAUCAAGGCCGGGUGCUAGACCAGCUCCCAAAAGCCCGAAUGGAAGCCAGAUGCAGAUGGAUGCUUGGGUGCUAGACCAGCUCCCAAAAGCCCGAACGGAAGCCAGAUGCAGAUGGAUGCUUUGGGCACAGAGGGGAGGAGAAGAGCUGUACCCCAGGAUGUCUCACCUGGACUGGGGAGAGGGGAAGGGAAGCCUCUCCCAGGUGAUGGGCAGUGUCCUUCCUGGCUCUAGAGUUGAGAAAGACCCAGAGGCCAAACCAGGCCUUUGCUGGGCAGAGUCUUUUCUCGAGACCAUCCUUUAGUCCAGAUGGGUGAAUUUGUGAAUCUUAUGUAAAACAGAAACACCAUCUCCAUCAGACACCCCAAAUCGCGGUUGGAAAUUCCCCCAACUCUGUAGAAUGUUUGGCUCUGACAGGUGCAUUGCCAUGGGGCGCACGUGCUGGGCACACCUCAGGCCUGGCAGUGCAGACUAUCUUGUCCCUGUUCAUCUCCCCCAGCCUAGAGCAAAUGGCCUCUUAGUCCUUGUCCCUCCCUCUGUCCUGGGAGAAGCUUGGUUUCCAGUAGGGAAUCAGGUGCAGGGCCUGCAGGGCAGAUUCAGGGUUUGUUGACUGACUGACUGAUGGCACUGUGUGGGCUGCUUCAUGCUUACUGAGUUUGGUUAGAUUUGGACCAGUCAGAGAAUGAGGCAAAGCUGCAAGAAAGAACAGCACUGAAAGGUUUGUUGAGGCUCCUGCUAAUAGGUGCUCUCUUGUCGGGCUGUUAAGAGCUGCUAGCUGGGAAGCAGGUUUAUUUUUGGUUUUGCAGCCAGCCUUAUCCAGAGGGAGACAUUCCUGGGAGAGCCAGGCCUGGCAUAUGGCCUGGACCUGAUUUGUGUUUGUUGUGGGGUUUUGAGCUUCCUGGGAUGCUUGUUUUGAGCAGGAGGGUGCUGCAGGUUUGGGGCUUCUGAAUGAAAGGGCAUUGUCCCCACCUGCCUGGCCCCAGGGCUGGGAAGGCCUGGUCUGAUUGGCCCCCAGCCCUUGGUGUGUGGUCUGGGGCUGAUUUUCAUGACUGAGAAAGAGCCCUGAGGCUUUCGGUGGGGGGGUAGAGUGCUAGAGAGGCUCGGGGGCCAGGCUGCCUGGGAUCAAAUCCAGGUUCCACCUUUUACUAACUGUGUGACCUCGGGUAAGUAAUAUAAUUGCUCUGUGCCUCAGUUUCCUCAUCCAUAAAAUAUUUCCCUCUUAGAGAUGUGAGAAUAAAGCGAGUGAAUGCCUGUAAAGUGUUAGAACAGUGUUUUCCUUUGCACAGCAUGGGCUCAAACACAUCAAUUCCUCUCAUUCUCAUUAGCCUCCCAUGCCUUUUAAUCGCCAAUACGAUCCCCAUCCUAUGAACAGGCCUCGAUGGGAAGCUUCUCAUGGCUUCCUGCCAUCUGAGCAGUAAUGUCCACAUCUUGUUCCUUGGCGUUCAGGGCUGACAGCCAUCUGGUUCCGACCCCACUGACUUCCUCUUCAUCAGCUUCUCUGGGGGUCUCCAUCCUCUUCCCUAGUCCCAGCCCAGCCUUGUUCCAUUUCCAGGCCCAGCUCAUCUGUCACCUCCUCCACGAAGACUUCCUCAGCACCCCGGGCCCUGCUGUGGUUCCCCUGCCCCAGCCAGCACCUAGUUUCUGUCUCCGAUGGGGUCUCAGUCCUCUCUGUGCCCCCAGCACAGGGCUGGGUACCCAGUAGUGUCAGUGGAUGGGUGUUGAAUGAUGGGAUGCACACAUGGGUGUUGGUUGGAAGUGGGGCAUACUUCCUGCAUCAGGGUUUCCACCUAAUGGAUGAAUCAGAGAAAGACUCAGGCCCUCCUGAAUGCAGAACAACAGGCAGGAGUGGAAACGAGCCUGUAGUCAUCAUCUGUCCUAUUCACAGGAUGCGAAAUGGUAAGGCUGCCUCUUUUUCCGCGUGGAUCUGGGCAUCAGAUCAUAGUCGAGUUAUUGUCACAGCCCAGUCACAUGCUCUGAGUUUUCACUGCCUGAACUUUCACUUGAACAUGCAGGCUUGAGAAGCCUCCCAUUCCUUCAGUGGCUGUUUUCUGGAAUCCGGCCACUGCCGGAACAUGAAUCUCUCUAACUUCCUAUGGAAAUGGGAGCCAGAGGGUCUGUAUCUGAUCUCACUCCUUCCCCAGCACAGCUUUUUUUUCGUAAAGACAUGGAUCUGGUAAGUGCCCUGCCCAGGUGGAGUUCACAGGGCAGGGUGCGGAGAUAACGGUGAGGCAUAGAAAUUGCUAGACUGCAUGGUGGACGGUGCUAAGAGGGCUGUGAGGAGGGAUGAAAUGAACUGGGCCCCUCUGGAGGGGGAGGGGAGCAGCACGAUGAGUGCAGGGAUUAGGGGACGUGGAGGAAGUGGCAUCAGUGGGGAGGUGGCAUCUAAGUGGUGGUGCGGUUUGGACAAGAGGAGAAGGAGGAAAAAGCACCCCAUGUGGAGGCAUUGUGGAGGCCAAGGUCCCUGAGAUGUGGGACAGCGCUGAGUACCAGGGAGUGAUGGUGCCCAGUCGGGAGGGGAAGAGUAGGAAAGGAGGUUAAGAAAGAGUGGAAAACAGUAUCAACAGCAGUUUACAGCCAUAGGUGCUGGCACCAGCUGCCAGUGUAAGUCCAGGUGUUCAGGCCUAGAAGGCCCACCGGCGCUGAAUCACUUAAAGUCUAAAAGUUUAGGGCCAGGAUGCUUGAAAUAUACUAAUUUCACAAAGAUGACAAAAAGUGCAAAAAAUCCCCUGCAAACUCAACCGUUGCAGCAGCCAGGUCGAAGAGCAAAGGUAGGAGAGUGCGUGGCUGAUGGGGGGGGGGUGACACACAGCACCCAAGGGCCCAUGCAGUGUGGAGUGUGAGUGCCAGUCUCUGCCAGCAGCCACCUUGCUCCUGGGGACGCAGACUGCUCGGCUCUUUGGGGCUGAGCCAUCCUGAGCUCCUCCCCAGAUGCACAGCCAGAGAUUAGCCUCUCCUCCUGUUUCCCGUAUUCUGAUCUUGGAGGGAGGCAGAGCAGUGGUUAUCAUCCCUACUCUGCAGACAAGGCAACUGAGGCCCAGAGAUGAGGAGGAACCAUCCAUCCUGAUGGUCCCAAGCAGGGGGCUCAUUCAUUCCUGGAGGCUGCUGGCCAUGGGUCUGCUAGGCCUGCUCCCCCUGAGGCCUCUGGGGUGGGAGGUACAACACCCCUGAAAGCUUCCUUUCUGGAAGGCUGGGGGCAGGAGCUGUCGGACUUCUGGGCUGUCCUGCUUCACAGGAGCCUUUGCAGCAAGGGCAGUGGGGGCUAGGGUCAUGCAGCCCUCCAGCUGGGAGCAAACCCGAUCUUGGUGGCUGCCCGCAGGCCGCCUCUCGGGCCACAGAGGAUCUGACAGGAUGAAGAAAUGGGGGAGCUCAGACUUACGGGAAUCUCAGGACCUGCGUCAAGAGGACUCCUGCCCAGAGCUCCUAGAUGGAGACCCUAACUCCAGGCCAGCUCCAGCCAAGCCCCACAGCUUCCCUGUGGCCAAGAGCCGCAGCCGGCUCUUUGGAAAGGGUGAUUCGGAGGACACAUCCCUCAUGGACUGCUCUUAUGAGGAAGGUCAGCUGGCAUCCUGCCCGGCCAUCACAGUCAGCCCUGUUGUCACCGUCCAGAGGCCUGGGGAUGGUCCCACCUGUGCCAGGCAGCCAUCCCAGGACUCUGCUGCCGAGAACCUCAAGCUCUAUGAUCGCAGGAAGAUCUUCGAAGCUGUUGCUCAGAAUAACUGUGAAGAGCUGGAGAGCCUGCUGCUCUUUCUGAAGAAUAGCAAGAAGCAUCUCACGGACAGCGAAUUCAAAGACCCGGACACAGGGAAGACCUGCCUGCUGAAAGCCAUGCUCAACCUGCACGACGGGCAGAACGACACCAUCCCCCUUCUCCUGGAGAUCGCCCGGCAGACGGACAGCCUGAAGGAGCUGGUCAACGCCAGCUACACGGACGGCUACUACAAGGGCCAGACAGCACUGCACAUUGCCAUCGAGAGACGGAACAUGGCACUGGUGACCCUCCUGGUGGAGAACGGGGCCGACGUCCAGGCCGCGGCCAAUGGGGACUUCUUUAAGAAAACCAAAGGGCGGCCUGGCUUCUAUUUUGGUGAGCUGCCCCUCUCCCUGGCUGCGUGCACCAACCAGCUGGGCACCGUGAAGUUCCUGCUGCAGAACUCCUGGCAGUCGGCCGACAUCAGCGCCAGGGACUCGGUGGGCAACACUGUGCUACACGCGCUGGUGGAGGUGGCUGACAACACGGCCGACAACACCAAGUUUGUGACGAGCAUGUACAAUGAGAUUCUCAUCCUGGGGGCCAGACUGCACCCCGCGCUGAAGCUGGAGGAGCUCACCAACAAGAAGGGGCUGACGCCGUUGGCUCUGGCCGCCAGCAGUGGGAAGAUCGGGGUCCUGGCCUAUAUUCUCCAGAGGGAGAUCCAGGAGCCCGAGUGCAGGCACCUGUCCAGGAAGUUCACUGAGUGGGCCUACGGGCCCGUGCACUCCUCACUGUAUGACCUGUCCUGCAUCGACACCUGUGAGAAGAACUCAGUGCUGGAGGUGAUUGCCUACAGCAGCAGCGAGACGCCUAAUCGCCAUGACAUGCUCUUAGUGGAGCCGCUCAACCGCCUUCUGCAGGACAAGUGGGACAGAUUCGUCAAGCGCAUCUUCUACUUCAACUUCUUCAUCUACUGUCUGUAUAUGAUCAUCUUCACCACGGCCGCCUACUACAGGCCUGUGGAAGGCCGGCCUCCCUUUAAGCUGAAACACACCGUUGGGGGCUAUUUCCGAGUCACUGGAGAGAUUCUUUCUGUAGCAGGGGGAGUCUACUUUUUCUUCCGAGGGAUUCAAUAUUUCCUGCAGAGACGGCCAUCACUGAAGACCUUAUUUGUGGACAGCUACAGUGAGAUGCUUUUCUUCGUGCAGUCGCUGUUCAUGCUGGGGACCGUCGUGCUAUACUUCUGCCACUGCAAGGAGUACGUGGCCUCCAUGGUUUUCUCCCUGGCCAUGGGCUGGACCAACAUGCUCUACUACACCCGCGGCUUCCAGCAGAUGGGCAUCUAUGCUGUCAUGAUUGAGAAGAUGAUCCUGAGAGACCUGUGUCGCUUCAUGUUUGUUUACCUCGUUUUCUUAUUUGGGUUUUCCACAGCGGUGGUGACACUGAUUGAGGAUGGGAAGAAUGGCUCCGUGUCGGCUGAGUUGACGUCACACAGGUGGCGAGGUCCUGGCUGCCGGCCGUCCGACAGCUCCUACAACAGCCUGUACUCCACGUGUCUGGAGCUGUUCAAGUUCACCAUCGGCAUGGGUGACCUGGAGUUCACGGAGAACUAUGACUUCAAGGCUGUCUUUGUCAUCCUGUUACUGGCCUAUGUGAUUCUCACGUACAUCCUCCUGCUCAACAUGCUCAUUGCCCUCAUGGGCGAGACGGUCAACAAGAUCGCACAGGAGAGCAAGAACAUCUGGAAGCUGCAGAGAGCCAUCACCAUCCUGGACACGGAGAAGAGCUUCCUUAAGUGUAUGAGGAAGGCCUUUCGCUCAGGCAAGCUGCUGCAGGUGGGGUACACAGCUGACGGCAAGGACGACUACAGGUGGUGUUUCAGGGUGGACGAGGUGAACUGGACCACCUGGAACACCAACGUGGGCAUCAUCAAUGAAGACCCGGGCAACUGUGAAGGCAUCAAACGCACCCUGAGCUUCUCCCUGCGGUCGGGCCGAGCUGCAGGGAGGAACUGGAAGAACUUUGCCCUGGUUCCCCUCUUAAGAGAUGCAAGUACUCGAGAAAGACACCCUGCCCAGCCUGAGGAAGUUCAUCUGAAGCACUUCGCGGGGUCCCUCAAGCCAGAAGAUGCCGAUAUCAUCAAGGAUUCUGCUGCUUUAGGGGAGAAGUGAGGGACCACACAGGGUGCUCUCAACCCUGUGGGCCUUAGGAAAGCCCACUGUCUCCGGUAAGAGGGUGUGUAGGGGCCACCAGUGAUGCUUCAGCAGCCUGGCCCUACCAGCACCCUCCUCGCAGGCCCUUUCCUAGACCGCACGGAACAAGCUGCAGGAGGCAUUGCUGGAUGCACGGGUAGAGAUAGUCACGCCACCCUCACUGUCCCCAGCUGACUCUCCUAACACAAAAGGAUAUUGCUUUCCAGUUUUUACUGACUUUGUCAAACAUGGCGAAUGAGAAAUCGCCACGUGCAUGUAUGCGAUGCCCCAGUUUCCUUUGAUUUUAUAUUCCUGGGAGUGAAAGGCAGCGAUGCCCAGGGAAACACCUUUUAGAACAAAACACUUCUUUGAGAUAAAAUGCCGAAGCCCUUGUCUAUUUUGUCCUUAACAUCUCCCCUGUACAGAGUGGUCUGGGGGUGACGAUGGUUGCUCCUCCGAGAAGGUGGGGGAACCUGGCCCCAUUCUCAGCUCUGCCAGAAUCAGGUGUUUCUGGAGUGACUCCCUCCUUCUGUGUGAUCCAUCACAGUUCCAAAAAUAUUAGCUCUAUCGCUGUUCAAAUAAAAGUACAGAACCAUGUCCCAAAGCCGCGUGGCAAGAAUUUUUUUAAUGAUCUUCCCUCUGUAGUGGCCAUAAUCCUGCUCGCCUACAGUGAUACCUACUUCCACCUCUACCCAUCCUGCCAUCCAUCA
Messenger RNA from Delphinapterus leucas (beluga whale), 8456 nucleotides. It is a transcript of the gene TRPV1, whose product is annotated as transient receptor potential cation channel subfamily V member 1. The record is from RefSeq and is a predicted model, not a curated record. Lineage: Eukaryota; Metazoa; Chordata; Mammalia; Artiodactyla; Monodontidae. Gene Ontology annotation, molecular function: protein binding; calcium channel activity. Gene Ontology annotation, cellular component: plasma membrane. Gene Ontology annotation, biological process: calcium ion import across plasma membrane.